AGUAGCGUAGUAGGUACCACCACCACACUUCCCUCCCUGGAAUUAAUAGUAGACGCCUAUGCUGAGCUAGUCCCAGAGUCAUAAUCAUUACUUGUUCUUGAGCAGAGGCUUUUGUUACGUAGAGAGUUUCGCAACCGCGCCGCCACGAGGUUUGUGCUUGCUUGCCCAACUUUCCGUUCUGCCAACCUCCGCGACAUACUGUACAGUAUAUAUAAGACGACACUCGCAAGCGCUCGCUCCAUCUCGUCCACACUCUCAUACCUCCGUCAUGGCCUAUUCUCCACCACGCUCAUCCAUGAGGAAACCUUCAAUCGUCGAACGGGCUUCAAAUGCCAUUGAGCAGAAACUUAGCGGGAAUGGGAUUCGAAGAGUAUCGACAACCCCGGCCUCGUAUGGAGCGUCCGGGAACACCUCACCGUCCAUGUCGCAGCACAACCUUGCUGCAGGAGCGAGCUCCGCUAGCCUUCUUAGUGGUGGGGACAUUCUCUCCAUGAACGCGGAAGACUACGAGAUGGGUGAUCCCAUUGGUUAUGGCAGUUCGGCCGUGGUGUACACCGCCCUGUACAAGCCAACGAAUAAGACGGUAGCGGUGAAGAUGAUAGACCUCGAUAUGUUUGAGAGGAACCAAAUAGACGAACUGCGGAGAGAAAUCCAGAUCAUGUCCCUUUCAAAACAUCCACACCUGUUACCAGUAUAUGGUUCCUUCGUACACGGAUCUAAGCUGUACAUAGUGACGCCCUUCCUGUCCGCUGGAUCGUGUCUAGAUAUCAUGAAGACCGCUUUCCAAGAUGGAAUGGACGAGACCUCCAUCGCCACGAUUCUGAAGCAAGCCCUCGAGGGGUUGGUUUAUUUGCACAAAAAUGGAUUGAUACAUCGAGAUGUCAAGGCCGGGAAUUUACUGAUACACGAGGAUGGACUCGUUCAGCUGGCAGACUUCGGUGUCAGCUCCAGCCUGAUGGACACUGGGGAGAGGAAAGGAAUUCGGAAAACGUUCGUGGGAACUCCCUGCUGGAUGGCCCCUGAGGUCAUGGAACAAAGUGGAUAUGACUACAAGGCGGACAUCUGGAGUUUCGGGAUAACGGCUCUGGAGUUGGCAACCGGUCAUGCACCGUUCGCAAGAUACCCUCCUAUCAAAGUGCUCAUGUUGACCUUGCAAAACGAUCCACCGACCUUGGACCGCGAAUCCACAAAGUACAAGUACUCAAAGAUCUUCAAGGAUAUGAUCGAUAUCUGUCUGGUGAAGGAUCCAGCACGGAGACCAAAUGCCGAGAAGCUAUUGGGUCAUGCCUUUUUCAAACAGGCCGCCAAGAAGCGGCAAUACCUCGUUCCCGCUCUAUUACAGAACCUGCCGCCGAUAACACAGCGGCCACAUAACAAACGCGGAGCACGGCCAGAGAGCGAUGGUGCUUACCAUAAGGGCGUUUCAUGGGAUUUCUCAUCUGUCGGUGAAGAGUUCAACGACCUCGUGCGUGGGACGGACCGUGGCAACCGUGAUACCAUUCGAACAUUCCUGUCCGGCACGUCGCUCUCGGAUAGCUCCUCUCUGGAGCAGAAUCCCGGGCCAGACGAGACGGAAGGGGGCCGCAAAGGUGUCACGUUCGGGACACCCACCGUGAUCACGGACGGAGCGGAACCAGUACCGAUCGCUGCACCCGGAAAGAAAAGCAGGUUCACGGUAGAAGGAAGUGGAAGUCCAGGGGCAAGUCCCAACACGUCCUCCGCUGCCCUUCGCGUUGACGUUGGGGACAAUGAAAGCAGCUCGCAAACAUCACAGCUCCAACAACCGCAACAACAGCAAUCGCAAGCGACCAAUACCGCUGGGAAUACUGGGGUUCCCAACAGCAGUAGCCCUGGGCCCGGGGAUACAAAUGCAGCAGGUGUGGGUGUUCGGAAAGGCAGAUUUAGCGUAAAUCAGUCGAACUCUGCGACCGCCGCUGCACCUCCGUCAGCAACUUCGUCCGCUACAGAUGGUUGGCCGGCGACCAGCUCGCCUGUGGAUGGACGGCAAGAAGCAGAGCCUGCUCCACUAGAGCGAAAACCCUCCAGAUUCGCGGUCCAGAACCUCUCCACUGCAUCCUCCGCAAAUAACACGCCAACCACCCCGAACGCCCCUGGAAUGCCCAUCCAACAAAGCAACUCGUCCGACUCUCUCCCUCGCUCGACGUCAGACCGACGCGGCAGGUUCGAGGUAACGACAGGCGAUAGCAACUCAACAACGCCGCGCACGGCUACGCCAGCGAGCUUGGACCAACUCGUCCGUCAAACAGAGGUGCAACGGCAGUUCCUGCAAGACAUUGUCGGCGCGUUGCAACGGAAGGGCAUGUCGCUGGAAACGCUAGGCGUGCAAGUCCCGGAAGGCGCCUUCACUCCAGUCAACGUAGACCUGUUGCAGCAAAACUCUGCCACCGCGGCCGCCGCCUCACAGCAGCCGGCCACACAGCAGGCCCCAUGUGUGGUGGGCAGCCAAAUCGGCGCCAUGCAAGUCGGCGGCGUAGAAUGGCUCCAACGAGAAAACGAGGCUUUGCGGAAGGAGAUGGAGGGCCUGCGGAAGGACGCGUGAAACCCCGCGCCGCUGAAGGGUUCACAUCCAUCCCUCUGCAAUCGGGAAGGGCCUCGUUGAUGCCCGGAAACCGUGGUUCU
Molecule: messenger RNA, 2640 nt
Organism: Fimicolochytrium jonesii
Lineage: Eukaryota; Fungi; Chytridiomycota; Chytridiomycetes; Spizellomycetales; Powellomycetaceae
Product: kinase-like domain-containing protein
Exons: 4
Coding region: 269-2560 (763 amino acids)
Biological process (GO): protein phosphorylation
Molecular function (GO): ATP binding; protein kinase activity; protein serine/threonine kinase activator activity
Source: RefSeq, a predicted model, not a curated record